AUGUUCAUUGUGAUUAAUAAGCUGAAAAGAGUAAAACUGGCUCUUAAAGAGUUGAAUAAAGUAGGUUUUACAGACAUUCAUGCUGCAGAUUUGAGAGCUUAUCAGACUAUGGUGAGUGCACAAACUGCAAUGCAUAAUAAUCCAACUGAUCAUGGUGUUGCAGAUGCAGAGUUGAUUGCAAUUCAGGAUUAUAAGGAGAAACAUAAAGCUUAUUUGGCUUUCCUCAGUCAGAAAGCAAAAUUGUCUUGGCUUAAAGAUGGGGAUGAGAAUACUUCUCUUUUUCACCAGAGUAUCAAGAAGGUGCAGAACCAAGUUUAUAGCAUCUAUGAUAUGAAAAGAGAAUGGAAAGAUACAACUGAUAGGGUGUCCAAAGCUUUCUUGAAUUAUUAUAAAGUCCUACUAGGUAGUACUUCUGAUAAUAGAACACCAGUAAACAGGGAGGUGGUUCAGCAGGGGCCAGUUUGUAUGGAUCAUCAUAAAGCUAUUCUCAAUGCUCCCUAUACUGCAGAUGAAGUUAAGAAGGCUCUUUUCUCUAUUCCAGGUAUUAAAGCUCCUGGUCCAGAUGGCUUUGGUUCUUAUUUUUAUAAAGAUGCUUGGCAUAUUGUUGGGGAUGAAGUCAUUGCAACGAUCCUUGAUAUGUUACAGCAAGGAAAAAUCUUGAAGGAGUUGAACUACACUGUGAUUACUCUCAUCCCUAAGACUAAAUGUCCAAAAGAUGUGAGUGAGUUCAGGCCAAUCUCUUGCUGCAACACCAUCUAUAAGUGCAUAACAAAAGUCUUGUGUGGGAGAUUAAGACAAGUUCUUCCUGAUCUCAUUUUGGAGAAUCAAGGAGGCUUUGUUCAUGGGAGAUACAUAGUUCAUAAUAUUAUGGAUGUUCAAGAUUUAGUCAGGCAUUAUGGGAGGAAAGGGGUUAAGCCUAGUUGUCUUAUGAAGAUUGAUCUUCAAAAAUCCUAUGAUACUGUUGAUUGGCAUUUCUUAGAGGAGAUGCUGGAGUUGUUGGAUUUCCCUAAGCAUUUUGUUGAUAUGGAAUUUGAUAUUCAGAGGGUAGUGGAUGUUUCUGGAUUUUCUAGAAGUAUGCUGCCUUUUAAAUACUUGGGUGUUCCUAUAUACUCUAAGAAGAUUUAUGUGGCUCAGUGUGCUCAUCUGGUGGAUAAGAUGAUAAUCAGGAUCAAAGUUUGGAGUUCUAGGAAUUUAUCCUAUACAGCAAGAAUGCAGCUUGUUAACUCAGUUUUGCUAAGUUUGCAUAUGUAUUGGGCUCAAAUAUAUGUGCUUCCAAAAAGUGUUCUACAAGAUAUAGUGAAGAUCUGCAGAGCCUUCCUAUGGAGUGGUCAUGCUUUCAGUCAUAAACCAAGCAACAUAGCUUGGGAUAAGGUCUGUGGUGACAAGCAAACUGGAGGUCUGGGGUUUAGAGAUGUUCAGACUUGGAAUAUAGCCUUUAUGGGAAAAUAUGUAUGGGCUUUAGUCAAGAAGCAGGAUAAUGUGUGGAUUAGGUUGAUCCAUUCAGUCUACUUAAAGGAUGGGGAUUGGUGGGAAUAUCAGCCUGGCUCUAGUGCUAGCUGGUACUGGAAACAAGUUUGUAAUACAAAGGAGAAACUAAAACAGUUUUUUACUCUUGCAGAGUUUGAAAACAUGCCUCAGUAUUCAGUGAAACAAGUGUAUGAGAAACUUGUAGGGAAUAAGCCAAGGGUGCAUUGGGAUAAAAUGGUGUGGAAUAGGCCGAAUGUUCCAAAGCAUAGAUUCAUUUGCUGGUUAGCUGUUCCAUCCAAGCUUCAGACUACAGAAAAGCUAGCAAAGAUAGGCAUUAGUCAACCUGCUAGUUGUUUGAUUUGUGGACUGGGUGAUGAGACUCAUCAGCAUUUAUUCUUUCAGUGCCAGUAUAGUAGGCAAAUUAUUUUAGCAGUUCACCAGUGGAUUGGCUUCUCUAUUCAUGGCAAUUUGGUUCAGUUGCUCAGGAAAGCUGGUCAAAGUAGAGCUUCCAGGUUCAGGAAGCAGAAAACUAGCUUUUGGGAUAGUACCAUUCCCACUCUCAGUCAGAGUAUGAAGGCUUUGAAGAAAAUGGUUAAAAGCAGAAUUCAGGGCAUAGAGUCCAGCCUAAUUGGUUUGUAUGACUUGGAGUUGGCUUAA
Messenger RNA from Spinacia oleracea (spinach), 2124 nucleotides. RefSeq lists its product as uncharacterized. The record is from RefSeq and is a predicted model, not a curated record. Lineage: Eukaryota; Viridiplantae; Streptophyta; Magnoliopsida; Caryophyllales; Amaranthaceae. The transcript is spliced from 4 exons. The coding region runs from base 1 to 2124 and encodes 707 amino acids.